Molecule: messenger RNA, 1446 nt
Organism: Fusarium tjaetaba
Lineage: Eukaryota; Fungi; Ascomycota; Sordariomycetes; Hypocreales; Nectriaceae
Product: glucose n-acetyltransferase 1
Exons: 4
Coding region: 1-1446 (481 amino acids)
Molecular function (GO): glycosyltransferase activity
Source: RefSeq, a predicted model, not a curated record
AUGGGUGUAGCGUCAACACUCAUGUCGCGAUUCUGUAGGAUCUUACCACCACUUACUAUCAUCACGAUAUGCUUCUACUUCCUCAUCAAGCUCUCCCUCGUUUCCAACGCAGCUGUACCGGAUCCCGAGAGAUGGAAGAAUCACGCCUUGGACUUUGUUGAAGAAGACGAAGAAGGCUACACUCCGACAUUCGAGACGACUGUUGUUCCAACACCUCGUCAGACCUCAGCAGCGCAUAUCGAAGAUCUUGAGAAUAAGGGCGAGAUUGGAGACUUUGCUGACGACGAUGAGUUCCUCCCUUUUGUUAACAUUGAAGAUGAUGGGGAUUGGGAUGAGGAGGAUCUGCAAGAGAUGAGUGGCGGGAAGUUUGAGAAUGAGAUCGUUGAUGAUGGAGGCGACUGGUCUAGGUUCGCUUACAUCCAGUACGUAACGAACGAGGAUUACCUUUGUAACUCGGUCAUGAUCUUUGAAGCGCUGCAUCGGUUGGGGAGCAAAGCAGAUAGGCUAUUGAUGUAUCCGCAGGAGAUGCUUGACCCAGAGGCCCAGCACGCAAGCUCACAUGGUGGAAAGCUUCUCAUCAGAGCAAGAGAUGAGUACAAUGUCACUCUUCAACCCAUUGAGAUCCAACACCGCGAUGGACAAGACGAAACCUGGGCCGAUUCUUUCACCAAACUCCUCGCCUUCAACCAGACCCAAUACGAACGCGUCCUCUCCCUUGACUCAGACAGCACAGUCCUCCAACACAUGGACGAACUCUUCGAACUCCCCCCUUGUCCCGUCGCAAUGCCCCGCGCAUACUGGCUCUACAACGACAACCCACCCAAGAAGAUCCUCUCCUCCCAGCUCAUGCUAAUCCAACCCGACGAGGUUGAAUUUGAGCGUAUUGUCCAAAAGAUGAAUAGCAUCGGGCCAAACGACUACGACAUGGAGAUCGUUAACAGUUUAUACCUCGACAGCGCUCUUAUUCUGCCUCACAGGAAGUACGAUAUGCUCACCGCGGAGUUUAGAGCCAAAGACCAUUCAGCAUAUCUUGGUAGUGAGAGGGAACACUGGGAUCCUAACGCUGUACUGAACGAGGCCAAGUUUGUGCACUUUUCGGAUUGGCCUGUGCCGAAGCCGUGGAUUAAUGAUCCUGAGGUGAGAUUGCAGAAUCAGCCGGAUUGUGCUACGAAUGAGACGACUUGUGCAGAGAGGGAGAUCUGGAAUGGAUUUUAUACGGAUUUCAGGGAUAACAGAGAGAGAGUUUGUGAGUUCACUAUGCUUGGUACUGAUAACAGAAACGGACAGUUUGCCAGCGCUCUUCAGGCAGCUGGUGAACUAUGGGCUUGGCUUUCUGAACUGAUGGUGACAGGGAGGCCUUGGGCGAUGGGAAUUUCUACAGGCUUGAUGGCCAAAGUCAGCAUGCAGAACAGCCUUCCGGGUCCGGUCUUGGACUCCUCCUCAUAG